Messenger RNA from Alternaria rosae, 1876 nucleotides. RefSeq lists its product as uncharacterized. Gene Ontology annotation, molecular function: guanine deaminase activity; zinc ion binding. Lineage: Eukaryota; Fungi; Ascomycota; Dothideomycetes; Pleosporales; Pleosporaceae. Bases 173 to 1669 code for a protein of 498 amino acids. Gene Ontology annotation, cellular component: cytosol. The record is from RefSeq and is a predicted model, not a curated record. The transcript has a single exon. Gene Ontology annotation, biological process: guanine catabolic process.
GAUUGCCUUUUUGUUCAUCUUGCCCAAUCUCUGACAUUCACGCGUCGUGUGAAGUAUAAGUUUAUUUCGAUAAUUGCCCUGUUCACGAAGUCCCACACUAGAGGCUGCAUCUCGGUACCUGCUCCGAUCUCCUGCCGCGGCUAGAACACGUCUUCACAUCCAGGGGACACGAAUGCGAAACUUGGUACUUAAAAAGCAGGAUUUCCAGACAGUAAACAUACAUACAAACACUAUCAUGGCAGCUUCAACACCCAUAUCGAAUACGAUUUACACCGGCCCCUUUGUGCACAGCAAAUCACUCUCAACACUCGAGAUCCAGGAACGCGGCGCCAUCUUCGUAGACUCCUCCGGCAUAAUCCGUUUCGUCGAGAAAGACAUCCAAGAAGGCGACCUCCCCACUCUCAUCCAACAAAAAGGCGACUCAUGGACAGACGCGAAGAUUGUCGAGAUACCCGGCACUGGCUUCUUCUUCCCCGGCUUCAUAGACACUCACGUCCACGCCCCCCAACACCCCAACACAGGUCUCUUCGGUAAAACUACAUUACUAGAUUGGCUCCAAAAAUACACAUUCCCCAUGGAAUCCUCCUUCUCCAAACUCCCCCUCGCACACCGCGUAUACCAAAACUUUGUCUCACGGACCCUAUCUCACGGCACAACAACAGCCGCGUACUUCGCCACCAUUCACGUCCCCGCCACCAAUGCACUCGCAGACAUAUGUCUGGCACGCGGUCAGAGAGCACUAGUAGGACGCGUAUGCAUGAACAGCGAUUUAAGCCCCGAGUACUACAGAGACUCAAGCACCGAAACAAGUUACGCGGAUUCAAAAGCCAGUAUCGACUACAUCCGCUCCAUCGACCCCAAAGGCGAGAUUGUGAAGCCCGUCAUCACACCCCGUUUUGCGCCGAGUUGUACACCGGAUUGCCUGUCUGCUAUGGGCCGACUGGCGAAAGAGACAGAUGCACAUGUCCAAACGCACAUCUCGGAGAAUAAAGGCGAGAUCGAACUUGUCAAGGAAUUAUUCCCUGAUAGCAAGAGUUAUGCAGAUGUAUACGACACCCACGGCCUCUUGACAGACAAAACCAUCCUAGCCCACGCCGUCCAUCUCACCCCCGAGGAGCGCAAAUUAGUUCUCCAGCGCAAGAGCAAAAUAUCGCAUUGUCCGGCGUCGAAUACGGCGAUUACAUCGGGGUGUGCGCCCAUUCGCGAUCUACUGGAUGAAGGGCACACCAUCGGUCUCGGCACGGAUGUCUCGGGUGGUAAUUCGCCGUCGGUAUUAGAAAAUGUGCGGCAGGCGAUUUGGGUGUCGCGGCAUCUGUGUCUCCAGACUUCGAAAGAUAACGCGAAGCUUUCGACGGAGGAGGCGUUGUUUCUUGCUACGAGGGGUGGGGCAGCCGUGUUGGGGAUGGAAGAUAAAGUGGGUGGGUUUGAGGUUGGGAUGGAGUGGGAUGCUCAGAUGAUUAGUCUUGGUGUUGUGAGUAAGGAUGGUUGUCAGGAUGGGACGUUUGAAGAGGGGCCGGUUGAUGUGUUUGGCUGGGAGAGCUGGUCGGAUUUGGUGGAGAAGUGGGUGUAUAGUGGCGAUGAUCGGAAUACAGUGGCGGUGUGGGUGAAGGGGGCGUUGGUGCAUCGGACGGGGAGGUUUACUGGUGUAGAAAGGGUUGCGACGCCUUGAUGUGACGUAGUUGUCAAAUUGCCUUUCGUGCUCAAUAUAGACCACUUAACAUCAUCUCUCAUCAUAAGACACAAAAAAGACAAAAUAGAAAGUGAGAUACCGGUCACACUGUAAGGCAGAGAAUGGGUCCAAAUGACAGGCGGAAUGUGAGUCAGCAUAGGACGCGCAACAUGAGACUAAACAUAAGGCGGAACAUCAGUCAGAGUG